AUGGAACUUUGAAAGCUUCAGAUUGGAGACAUUUUGCCUUUUCAUUUAUUUUUACAGAAGCAAGAAAGGCGGCUGUGCGGAAGACAAUGACUCAUAUGCUUUUGCUGUACUGCUUAGUGUUUCUUUUGCCCACAGAGUCCUGCAGGACACUAUGCCAGGCUGCCAGCGAAAACAAGGAGAAGGUGUCUGCCAGGCCACACGGUGUAUGCGACGGUGUCUGUGCGGACAAUUCCCACUGCACUCAACCUUGUGCUUCAGACACUCCAGGAAAUAUGGAGUUUUUAUGCAGGCAAAAUAAAUGGCACAAGAUCACUGAUACCUGCCGGACUCUUACUGCCUUCAACAUCUUUGAGGCGGAUUUGUAUUCGGGUCAACCAUUUGGAGGACAUAUAAAAGUAAAGGAAUAUGACUCUAAGUCUGAGACCAUUACAGAUAUGUUGAUGCAAAAGUGUCCGAGGGAUUUGUCCUGUGUAAUUAGGAACAUUCAGCAGUCUCCCCGGAUACCGGGAAACAUCGCUGUCAUUGUGCAACUCUUACACAACAUAUCGACGGUGCUGUUGACAGAUGUCGAUGAGGCAAAGAUGCAGAGUUACAGCAUCAUGGCCAACCACAUUCUUAACAGCAAAAGCAUCUCAAACUGGACCUUCAUCCCUGACAGAAACAGCAGCUGUGUCCUGCUACAGUCAGUCAAUUCCUUUGCAAGAAAGCUGUUUAUAAAUAAACAUCCCAUUGACAUAUCAGAUGUCUUCAUUCAUACUAUGGGCACCAUCAUAUCCAGGGACAACACAGGAAAGAAUUUCACUUUUUCAAUGAGAGUUAACGACACCAGCCAUGAGGUCACUGGGAGAGUGUUGAUCAGUAGAGAUGAACUUUGGAAGGUGCCUUCUCCUUCUCAGGUUGUCAGCAUUGCAUUUCCAACUCUUGGGGCUAUCUUAGAAGCCAGUCUUUUGGAAAACGUCACUGUGAAUGGGCUUGUCCUGUCUGUCAUUUUGCCUGAGGAACUUAAAAGAGUCUCCCUGAUUUUUGAAAAGAUCAGCAAGUCAGAGGAGAGGAGGACACAGUGUGUUGGCUGGCACUCCCUGGAGAGAAGAUGGGACCAACAGGCCUGUCAAAUGAUUCAAGAAAACUCCCAGCAAGCUGUUUGCACAUGUAGGCCAAGCAAGUUGCUUACCUCCUUCUCAAUUCUUAUGUCACCCCACAACUUGGACAGCCCGAUCCUGAUUUACAUCACGUACAUAGGCCUGGGCAUUUCUAUUUGCAGCUUGAUUCUUUGCUUGUCCAUUGAGGCCUUGGUCUGGGACCAAGUGACGAAGACAGAGAUCACAUAUUUACGCCAUGUGUGCGUCGCUAACAUUGCAGCCACCUUGCUGAUGGCAGAUGUGUGGUUUAUCGUGGCUUCCUUUCUUAGUGGUCCAACGACACACCACAGUGGGUGUGUGGCAGCAACAUUUUUUGUUCAUUUCUUUUACCUAUCUGUGUUUUUCUGGAUGCUUGCCAAGGCACUCCUGAUCCUCUAUGGAAUCCUGAUUGUUUUCCAUACACUGCGCAAGUCAGUCCUGCUGGCAUCUCUCUUCUCAGUGGGCUAUGGGUGCCCUUUGGUCAUUGCUGUUAUCACAGUUGCUGCCACUGAGCCUGGCAAAGGUUACCUACGACCUGAGGCCUGUUGGCUCAAUUGGGAUGUGACCAAGGCCCUCCUGGCCUUUGUGGUCCCAGCUCUGGCCAUCGUGGUAGUAAACCUGAUCACAGCCACACUGGUGAUUGUCAAGACCCAGCGAGCUGCCCUUGGCAGUUCCAUGUUCCAGGAGGUGAGAGCCAUUGUGAGAAUCAGUAAGAAUAUUGCCAUCCUCACGCCACUGCUGGGACUGACCUGGGGAUUCGGAAUAGCCACAGUCAUUGAUGAUAGCUCCCUGGCCUUGCACAUUAUUUUCUCCUUGCUCAAUGCAUUCCAGGGCUUCUUCAUCUUCGUGUUUGGAACAAUCCUGGAUCCAAAGAUAAGAGAAGCCUUAAAGGGUCGAGUAACCUCUGCAAAAUGGAUCUCCGGAAUAUCAGAGGUAAAGCCUUCAUAUCCACAUUUGCAUUUAAAAGUUUGACGAGGUAAUGACAAUGUUGGAGUCUCUGGCACACGGACUGUUGCUAAAACUAUCUCCUUAGCAGUGUGUGGUAUGGAUUUUUCAGAAGUGCUGAGUGACCUCCUCUUUGAGCUGUUCAGACUCUUUCUGGGGUACUAGGACCACAUCCACAGAGAUGAAAGUCAACUUAAAUGCAUUUAGAGGAGAGUGACAGGUGGCAGGGUCUAGAGGGGAGAACCUCAAACCAUGUAGCAGGAGCUCAGGUGAUGAAAUGGAGAAAUGAGAGAAGAUGAGGAAUCUCAGGUUCCUGUGACAGCCCAUUUAUUCUCUAUGACUCCAGUUGGUUGAACCAUGUCCAAAGUGGGAAAAUUCCAGGAAAGCAAAUUCUGACCCUAACUAAGGUCUUCCUAAUAGCUUGAUUUUCAAGAGGGGCUGGCUGCCAUGGUUAUUGGUUUUGCAAAAGAAGGGGCCUGUUCAGGGGUGUUUUGGAGGAGCUUCCAUCAUUGGAUAACAUACAUGCUCUUUCACUUAUCUUUGAUUCCUAUAAUUUAGAAACCAUGCAUUUUAUGCAAAGAAUGCGACCCCUCAGCUGUUCUGAGUGAGGGAAAAACUGGAAAAAUGUUAAAUGGCAGCCAAAGGGGAUUCCAGGUUGGCCCAGGGAACAUACCCAACAACAAGAGAAGAGGUAUUCUAGAAUUUCCCAUGCCAAAAUCUGAUGGGAGCCACAUGGCUUGGCAUGGACCGGUGUUGCAGGAUGUCUACAUGGAGUGGGUGAUGGGUCACUGGGGCUGGCGCCCUGUGGCCCUGAGUAAGAGCAUUGCCCCUCCUA
Ceratotherium simum simum (southern white rhinoceros) is the source of this 2898-nucleotide messenger RNA. Its product is annotated as putative adhesion G protein-coupled receptor F2P. Gene Ontology annotation, cellular component: membrane. NCBI's taxonomy places the organism in Eukaryota, Metazoa, Chordata, Mammalia, Perissodactyla, Rhinocerotidae. The record is from RefSeq and is a predicted model, not a curated record. Gene Ontology annotation, biological process: cell surface receptor signaling pathway; adenylate cyclase-activating G protein-coupled receptor signaling pathway. Gene Ontology annotation, molecular function: G protein-coupled receptor activity.